AACAAUCCCGGGGGCCUCCAAACCCGUACCUACCCCUCAGUCGAAGCAUUUGGGGAAGACCUUGCAAGUUCUCCAUGUGAAAUCAUGCGGCCAUGCUCAGGAAACCCAACGUCCUUUGCUGUGGUGGACUGCAGUUACUGAACUCGCCAUGCAUCCCAUCGCCACGGUCUCGUGCUCUCUCACCGUCUCGGCCUGCUGCCAGACGCUACGCCACUGCGUCUGAUUCAUCGACCAGGGAUCUUUCAUGGCCGUCAAAUCCAACAUUUACACCAUAUGAGUUGUUCAAGUUAGAUCGGACGGCGCCCUAUUCGAAGACUCGCUACUAUGAAAUGGUCAAGGUCUACCACCCGGAUCGCCCAAGUACCGGGCAUCCACUCUGCAAAGACAUCACCCCCGAAGUGAGGCUCCAGCGAUAUCACCUGUUAGUAGCCGCUCACGAAAUCCUUUCCGAUCCGAGCAGACGGGCAGCCUACGACCGGCAUGGCACUGGGUGGAACCUCCACCCUUCAGUCGAUGAGACCCCGACUCCGUCUUGGGCGAAAACGGGUUCGAGUGACUACGGUCCAAUAUACGCGAACGCAACUUGGGAAGACUGGGAGAGGUGGCACAAUCGUCAUCAGGGUAAACAGGAGACGUUGGUUGACCAUCGGACCUUUGCAACGUUUGUCAUUCUUCUCACUUUGAUGGGCGGGGCAGUCCAAGCGUCUUGGAUCAGCAAGCUCAGUACUGGCUACGAAGAAAAGCUUUUGGAGAUCAAUGAAGAAUCCUCACGGCUCCUGAAAGGGCGGAGGGAAAGCACGCAGAACCACAUGGGGUCGUCGGACGCCAGGGUCCAGCACUUUCUUAUCCGAAGAGACCCGUCGGGGUAUGGGUUGAAGGAAGAGGAGCAGCCGAUCUAUAAGGAGGUGUUAGGUUCUCAGAAGGGCCCUGACUCGUCUGUAGAGGCUACUGGAAAAGACGUUGAACACCCCAAAGAUGUCAUGAAACCGGAUGCAAAAGUCUCUGGCAGCUUGGUUCAGACAGAACCCCGCCAUUGAUGCCGACCACAUGCAUAGCCAUGCAGGCGCUGUAAAUAGAGCUGGUCCGGACGGAGACCUGGGGUCGCCGUGGCGGAUCAGGAAUCAUCAAUCGAUACCCAUGCAUGAUACAUUCUUAACAAGCG
This is a messenger RNA of Aspergillus ibericus CBS 121593, 1162 nucleotides long. Its product is annotated as J domain-containing protein. Lineage: Eukaryota; Fungi; Ascomycota; Eurotiomycetes; Eurotiales; Aspergillaceae. The coding region runs from base 93 to 1037 and encodes 314 amino acids. The transcript has a single exon. The record is from RefSeq and is a predicted model, not a curated record.